AUGGAUCAACAUACCAAAUGGCCUUACGAGGGUGGACCAAGCGGUCACUGGAGGAAGGAUAUCGAGCUAUCUGUCACGGUUCAGCAAUCUUAUGCUCUCUUCUUUCUGCUCAUUAUGAUAGUGGGCGAGUGCCUGUUUGUUCCUCAAGCAUGGCCCCAAAUCGGAGCCACUACAAAAGUCGUUGUCGUUAUUAGCAUUUCUCUCCCUUACAUCUUCCUCUAUUUGGCAUGCGCUGUUGACCCAGGCUAUAUCACACCUGAGAAUCACGCAUACCACAUGUCGCUGUACCCUUACGAUCACACUGUGUUCCAUCCGGGGCAUAUGUGUAAAACAUGUGGAUUCCUCAAGCCUCCUCGCUCCAAGCACUGUAGUCUUUGCAAGCGCUGCAUUGCCAAGGCUGAUCACCACUGUGUCUUCAUAAACUCAUGUGUUGGUUACGGGAAUCAGCACUGGUUUAUCCUGCUGCUAGCAUCUACCUCUUUUCUGUGCACUUAUGGUGGCAUCCUGGGAAUGUCCCUCAUCACAGUUCGGGUACAGAGAUAUAUCCCUGGCUGGUCCGUAUGGAAACCUAGCCACAUGACCAUCAAUAAGUAUUUGGCCGGUUGGGGAUGGGGAAUUGAAGACAACGUCAACAUGGGAGCCUCGUCGCUCCUUGCAGCUCUUACCUCUCCGCUCGUUUGGGGACUUUUCUUUUACACCCUCUACCUUGUCUACUGCGGCACCACAACGAACGAGACCCUCAAGUGGUCAGACUGGAAGGAAGAAAUGCGCGAAGGCUUUGCAUUCCGUCGAUCUAUGUCUGCAUUUCGUCCGAGGAACGAACAAGUUGAGCCCCCUUGUCCGCGUUGGCCCCUCGAGGUCAAGCAGAUCAUCGUCACCACACAGGAUGGUCAGCCUCCGAAGAACGACCGUCUUCCGGGAGAAGGCCAGUGGGAGCGAGUAUGGAAUCUGAGUGACGUCGAGAACUUGUACGACAUGGGAUUCUGGGAUAAUAUGGUCGACGUUUUUGUGCCCGAUUAUACGUAUGGGCAAAAUAUUGAUGAGCCCAAUGCAGAAAGACGUCGAAGGAGAUGA
Molecule: messenger RNA, 1074 nt
Organism: Fusarium sp. VM40
Lineage: Eukaryota; Fungi; Ascomycota; Sordariomycetes; Hypocreales; Nectriaceae
Source: the annotation of a GenBank genome assembly